CACAAGGGUAGCUGCGUUGAAAUCAACGGAACCAUAUGGUUCGUUUAGAUCGUCGAGAAAAUCGGGAGCAACUUUGGCGACCACAACGGCCAUGAACAAGAAGCUGAGUGAAGAAAUGGAGAACAGAAACAUGAGACAUCAGUUCAGGGUAAAACCAUAAAAAAUGCCCGGCACAGUUUGAAAUCGAGCCAAUGUCAAAGGAUCCAGGUACAGAAGAAAAGAAGAAAGGAAAUAUGGUUGAGCUCUCGAAAAACCAUUUCAUUCCCAACCAAGCCUACCCUAGAAGAGCUGAGAAGAGAAAGUCAACCAUGUGCUUGUCAAGCUUGAAAAUAUUUGUGUACCUAAAGGGAGGUAGUCUCGAACUUGGCUGUUUUGAAUCGCGAAAUGGAAUCUGGAACUACGGUGUUUCUCCUCUCCGUUACGGGUCAAAUUGCUUCGGCAGAUUUUCCGGGCAUGAAUGACCUCUAUUGCAAGCAUUGCUUUGUGGCGGGACAAGAUUGGGCGGUCACGGGUGGACAGGAAGAGGGCAUCAGCCAGAUUGCCCGUGCCUCUCUUGACGGACAACGGCGCAUUGUUUGGAACUUCCCUUUGGACAUCACAUUCCGGUCCACUUCUCCCUUCGGAUGGCCCCAAAUCGUCAUCAGCGUCUUUGAGAUGGAUAGCUUUGGCAAUGAAGUGAUCCGUGGAUAUGGCGCCGUACACAUCCCACUCUCUCCGGGUACUCACAAUGCCAAGAUCCCAAUGUUCGUCCCAGAAUCCUCAAGUCUGAUCCAAAGAUUUACGGGGAUGAUCAUGGGCAAACGACCCGAAUUCGUUGAUGCCCGUGUGGUGGCCAAUGGUGAGGGCCGGGAUGUCACCAGAGUCAAUUCACAAGGUUGGGUCAAGGUCCAGUUCAACAUAAUCACCAAAGACUUGAAGCGGUUAGGUUACGAACACUCGGCCCAAGGAGCCAACUCUGAGGUCAAGAACCAAGGACCCAGCGAAGGUAUGGGAUUACUAACGAAAACCAAUGGAAGUGGAAGGUCGAAAGCGAAGGCCAACGAAAUUCUAGCUGGCGAUGGCGACGAAGAGGGCGAACCUGACAAUGAUCGACGAGUUUCCAACGAUCAAUCUUCAGUUCAAAAUAUGAAUUGAAAUCAAGAGUCCAAA
Molecule: messenger RNA, 1149 nt
Organism: Tigriopus californicus
Lineage: Eukaryota; Metazoa; Arthropoda; Copepoda; Harpacticoida; Harpacticidae
Gene: B9d1
Product: B9 domain-containing protein 1-like
Exons: 2
Coding region: 385-1134 (249 amino acids)
Biological process (GO): cilium assembly
Cellular component (GO): MKS complex
Source: RefSeq, a predicted model, not a curated record